Polyodon spathula (Mississippi paddlefish) is the source of this 3347-nucleotide messenger RNA. RefSeq names its product protein ENL-like. Gene Ontology annotation, biological process: regulation of DNA-templated transcription. Bases 105 to 1859 code for a protein of 584 amino acids. NCBI's taxonomy places the organism in Eukaryota, Metazoa, Chordata, Actinopteri, Acipenseriformes, Polyodontidae. The record is from RefSeq and is a predicted model, not a curated record. Gene Ontology annotation, cellular component: super elongation complex. The transcript has 12 exons.
AUGACUUCCGGUUUCUGGGUGAAAUUGACACACAAUGAGGAGCUGCGAUCAGCCUCACCAAACCUGCCGUAAAUAAAACACCAUCACCACCACCGACCCAGACCAUGGACAAUCAGUGCACGGUGCAGGUGAAGCUGGAGUUGGGACAUCGUGCUCAGCUCCGCAAGAAGCCCACCACGGAGGGGUUCACCCACGACUGGAUGGUGUUCGUGCGCGGCCCCGAGCAGUGUGACAUCCAGCACUUUGUCGAGAGGGUGGUCUUCAGGCUUCACGAGAGCUUCCCAAAACCCAAGCGAGUGUGUAAGGAGCCCCCCUACAAGGUGGAAGAGUCAGGCUACGCUGGCUUCAUUAUGCCCAUAGAGGUCUACUUCAAAAAUAAGGAGGAGCCUAAGAGAGUGUGUUUCACCUACGACUUGUUCCUGAACCUGGAAGGAAACCCGCCCGUCAAUCACCUGCGCUGUGAGAAGCUCACCUUCAACAACCCCACCAGGGAGUUCCGACACAAACUGGUCAAGGCAGGGGGGGUCAUGGUGAUGCCCGAGGGAGCUGAGGCCGUCACAAGGCCGAGUCCAGACUACCCCAUGUUACCCACAAUCCCCCUCUCAGCAUUCUCCGACCCGAAGAAGACCAAACCUUCCCACGGGUCAAAGGAGUCCAUUAAAGACAGCAGCAGCAGCAGCAAGACGUCCAAGCCUCACAAAGUGACCAAGGAGCACCGGGGCGAGCGGCCACGCAAGGACUCUGAGAGCAAGGGCUCCAGCAAGGGGGAGGGGGAGCGCGAGGCCAGCAAGCCUGCCAAGGAGACCCCGUCUGCACGGAAACUGGACAGCAAGGGAAACAAAGAGGAGGUCAAGGCGCCCCCCAAAGCCGCGUUCAAGGAGCCCAAAUUGACCUUGAAGGAGUCCAAGAUGGAGGGCAUGUCCCCAAAGGGUGGGGGGAGCGGAGGUGGAGGGGGUGGGGGAGGCGGCCAGCCAGAGCCCAAGGCAUUCAGUAAGAGGCCGGCCAACGUGGAGUCCCCCAAGCCCAGCACUAAGAAGCAGAAGAAGGGCAGCUCGGAGAGUUUGAAGGGCGUUACCAGCACCUCCCCCCGCGUCUCCUCCUCCACCGUUGCCCUGCCCCCCCCCAGCUGCCCCGAGAAGAAGCCCCCCAAAGAGAAGAGCAGCAGCAGCAGCAGCGGCGGAGGACGCCCGGAGAAGGUGAAGAACGAGACCACUGAAGUGAAGGAGGUGAAGAAGCCAGCGGAGACGGACGACUCCAAUUCAGAGGACGAGGCCUCGUCGAAAUCGGAGUCUGUGCCGUCAAGUCCAUCAAAUUCCAGUUCCAGCUCCGAUUCCAGCUCUGAUUCCGACUUUGAGCCCUCGCAGAACCACUCUCAAGGCCCCCUGCGCUCCAUGGUGGAGGACCUGCAGUCAGAGGAGUCAGACGAUGAUGACAGCAGCACUGAGGGGGAGACGCCCGUGAAAACCAACCCGCCCAACAGAGACACAAGGUUGAGUCUUGGCAGUGAGAGUGACAGCAGCGAAGGGUCCCACCCCCCAAGUCGAGAUCCUCCGGCCCCCCCUCUGAAGCACAGCUCGGCCAACAACAAGGUCUCUGUGAGGAAAAGUCCAGACCCCUGCAGCAGACCUGAGAAGAUGCUGAAGAAGGGAUACGACAAGGCGUACACAGACGAGCUUGUGGAUCUGCAUCGGCGGCUGAUGGCACUUCGAGAACGGAACGUCCUGCAGCAGAUUGUGAAUCUCAUCGAGGAGACGGGCCAUUUCAACGUCACCAACACCACCUUUGACUUUGACCUCUUCUCAUUGGACGAAUCGACUGUCCGUAAACUACAGAGCUACCUGGAAGCAACAGCCACGUGACAGGAAGUCUGGGAGCGGGCGGGGCUUUGUCUUUCCUAAGAACUCGGGGUGGGAAAACAAAAAUCAAACAAACGACACAGGAAGCUGUGGCAACAGGGGAGGGGGUACCAAGAGGGAAGUGGCUGUCGUGCACCACAAUCCACUGCCCCCUCCCCCCCGGUCUGCCACCGUCACAGUGAACAGACACUCAGAGGCUGUAUCUUAUAUAGAUAUAUUAUAUAUAUGUGUAUAUGUGUAGCCAACAGCGUGACUGGUUUUCUGUGGUCACGCUUGCUCUCGAUUUUAUAAAAUGCACAAUGGCUCGACUGAGUCACGGUUCCAGAGGUACACAGACCCAUCCUUUUAGAAGUUGUCUUCCUCAAAUCCAGCGUGUGUUCAUCUUCAGUAGUUUUGGGUGGGGUUCGGUAGGUUGCCAGGAGAGAAGAGAAGCUGCCAGUCCCUUCUGGGUUCGGGUCACGCUGUUGUAGGCAUCAUGAUGUCAUCAUUAAACAGAACGGUAGGGCUUCAGUCCCCCAUGAAAUUUAUUUGAAGUUUUAAAGCAGAAUAUAAACGCCAUAGACUGCCUAGCAUACCAUUUAGAGUGCAUCCCAGUGUGGAUGCAAGUGUCCCGGUUUUCGUUCCUCGGAUCACCUGGUCUCUGUCCGUUUUAAAGCUCCUGUCGUCGGUACAGCUCUCAGAGUCACGCCUGCCCCCCAAGUACGUCUGUUCCUGAGUGUAACUAUUAACCUGUCCCAUUGCAACACUAAGACACCAGGCAGUAAGACAUGCCACGUAGAACCAGCGAAGUUACAUUCAGGGAGAUAUAUCGAGGCCACAAUAUAUCUUUUAAAAAGCUCUUGAUGUUUCAUACCCACACCAAGUUGCUGUUUAAAGAGGACUUUAUUUUCUGUGCCCUGGGAAGUCCAUUUUAAAUGACUGUAUCGAACUGUGUUAAAGGCAGCCGAAGAACCAAGUCGAGCACUUUUGAUUUUAAGUAUUUUUAAAGGUCUUUAAACUACUGCUUCUCCCCUCUCCCUGUACCUGCCCCUCCCCCGUAUCGCCUUUCGCUGGCUGAGCUAAUCUACCAGUCGAGCUUUACAACUUCAGCUUGCCCUAAAAUCUAAUCAACAUCGCUGUUCCAGAUUUUACUAAGUUAUAAGAGUAAAUCCCCUUUUAAUAGAUUUUCUGAGGCCAGCAUUGAAUGCUGCUGCUACGAUUUUUUUUCAUAUUCCCCUUAUCUAUUUUUAAGUAUUGUAGACCAAUCAGUUUUCACUGUUUUAGUAGCGCAUCAUGCAUUCUUUCAUAGGGGUUAAAUACAACUAAGGAAGCACACCCUUGAGUAGCUUAUUUUAAAUGUAGGAGUCUGCAGGUUUUAUGUAUUUAAUUUGUUUCAACGUGCAGAGUGCCCAUUGAGAUUUGUAAUAUAUUUACAGAAGCAAGCAUACACUGUCUACACCUUAAUGCUACCACAUCUUCUGACAAAGCAAUAAAUCGCACCCAUUCACUCUA